AUGCCCACAGAAAGUGGAAGUUGGCAACAGAAACGCAAAUCACAUAGUCUUUCUAUAAGAAGAACUAACAGUUCAGAACAAGUAAGGUCAGGACUUUCAAGAGAAAUGUUGGAAGGACAAGAUUCUAAACUCCCCUCCUCAGUUCGGAACACACUUCUGGAGCUUUUUGGCCAAACAGAAAGAGAGUUCGAAAAUCUUUAUAUUGAAAAUUUGGAAUUGCGUAGAGAAAUCGAUACCCUUAAUGAGCAUCUUGCUGCUGAAGGACAAACAAGUGAUGGGGCAGAACUGACUAAGGGUCAGCUGAAAACAAAAGCCAGUCAUAGUACCAGCCAUCUUUCUCAGAAAUUAAAGACCACUUACAAAGCUUCUACUAGCAAGAUUGUUUUCAGUUUUAAGACUACAGCAUCAAGGGCAAUUUGCCAACUAGUGAAGGAGUAUGUUGGCCACAGGGAUGGAAUCUGGGAAGUGAGUGUUACAAAGACACAGCCGGUGGUGUUGGGGAGGGCUUCCGCUGAUCACACAGCUUUACUAUGGAGCAUGGAAACUGGGAAGUGCCUUGUCAAGUAUGCGGGUCAUGUUGGGUCAGUAAAUUCCAUAAAAUUUCAUCCUUCUGAGCAGGUAGCUCUUACAACAUCUGGUGACCAAACAGCUCAUAUCUGGAGAUAUAUGGUACAGCUCCCCACACCUCAACCUACUACAGAUACUAGUCAACAAAUGUCAGGAGAAGAUGAAGCAGAAUUUUCAGAUAAAGAUGAUGCAGAUGGAGAUGGAGAGGGUUCCAGUGACUGCCCUACCAUUAGGGUUCCCCUAAUAUCACUUAAAAGCCAUCAAGGAGUGGUAAUGGCACCUGAUUGGUUGGUUGGAGGGAAGCAAGCAGUAACAGCCUCAUGGGAUAGAACAGCAAACCUAUAUGAUGUUGAGACAUCUGAACUUGUUCAUACUUUAACAGGGCAUGAUCAAGAGUUAACACAUUGUUGUAUACAUCCCACCCAGCGUCUUGUAGUGACAUCAUCUCGUGAUACAACCUUUCGCCUUUGGGAUUUCAGAGAUCCUUCAAUCCAUUCUGUGAAUAUCUUUCAAGGUCAUACAGACACUGUGACCUCUCCUAUGUUUACUGUCGGUGAAAAUGUUAUUUCAGGAAGUGACGAUCGUACUGUAAAAGUAUGGGAUUUGAAAAAUAUGAGAUCCCCAAUUGCAACUAUCCGAACAGACUCUGCUAUAAACAGGAUUAAUGUGUGUGUUGGUCAAAGAAUCAUUGCCCUUCCACAUGACAACUGACAAGUUAGAUUAUUUAUUACAUCAGGAGUACGAUUAGAAAGGCUCCCCCUACGUAACAGACAGGGCCACAGAAAAAUGGUGUGCUGCUCGGCUUGGAGUGAAGAUCAUCCAAUAUGCAACCUGUUUACUUGUGGGUUUGAUCGCCAGGCCAUUGGCUGGAACAUCAACAUCCCUGCUUUGCUACAAGAAAAAUAAGAUCUGUGGAUU
Trichosurus vulpecula (common brushtail) is the source of this 1485-nucleotide messenger RNA. Its product is annotated as WD repeat-containing protein 37-like. The record is from RefSeq and is a predicted model, not a curated record. NCBI's taxonomy places the organism in Eukaryota, Metazoa, Chordata, Mammalia, Diprotodontia, Phalangeridae. Gene Ontology annotation, molecular function: protein binding. Gene Ontology annotation, cellular component: preribosome, large subunit precursor.